GGCAACCUAAAGCGGCCCCGGAGCGGCGGAGCGGCAGCCAUGCCGACGGUGCUGGGCCUGGAGGGCUCCGCUAACAAAGUGGGCGCCGGGGUGGUGCGGGACGGCCGGGUGCUGAGCAACCGCAGGGCGACGUACGUCACCCCGCCGGGACACGGCUUCGCACCCGGCCCGGUCAGCCGCCAUCACCGCGAGAAGCUGCUCGGGUUGGUGGAGGCGGCGCUCGGAGAUGCGGGGCUGCGGCCCGCCGACAUCGACGGCAUCGCCUUCACCAAAGGGCCGGGGAUGGGCGCCCCAUUGGCGGUGGUGGCGGCGGUGGCGCGGACGUUGGCGCAGCUUUGGGGGCGUCCAUUGGUGGCCGUGAAUCACUGCGUGGGGCACAUCGAGAUGGGGCGGCUGUUGGGGGCAGCCCGGGACCCCCUGGUGCUGUACGUCAGCGGGGGGAACACACAG
Messenger RNA from Gallus gallus (chicken), 450 nucleotides. RefSeq names its product O-sialoglycoprotein endopeptidase. Gene Ontology annotation, cellular component: cytoplasm; EKC/KEOPS complex. The record is from RefSeq and is a predicted model, not a curated record. Lineage: Eukaryota; Metazoa; Chordata; Aves; Galliformes; Phasianidae. Gene Ontology annotation, biological process: tRNA threonylcarbamoyladenosine modification.